AUGGAUGACAGCGGAACUCCUACAGGUAACCUGCAGAUAGAGUCACAAGAUGGGUGUCAUCCCGGUGACGGCGUGGGAAGCAUAGUGACACGCUUGCCUUCUGCCUCGGAUGAAAAUGAAAAUCAGCUGGAUGGGGACGGGCAUGCGUGUCUGAGCAGUGGUGCCAGCGCCAUGGGCCAACCUGAUGUGCUUGCCCAGGACAGUCUCAACAAUAACGAAAACUGCCCGCCCAGCAGUGAGGUGGCCGUGUGCGAGAGCUUGGAAAACACUUCUUGUGAAAGCCCCCAGGAUGGGCUGGCCCUCAUGGGAAAGGAGAAAAAAAUACCUGGGAAAAGAAGCCCGAGAGCCAAAAGAGGCACAACUAAGAAGAUAGCACAAGGAUUUUGUUCAGGAGAUGCUACACCUUUGAUGCGAGAAAAUACACUAAGUGCGUCCACACAUGCUGUGAGUGAUGAAGAGUCCGCAGAAGUAAACGCUAAUGAUCAACCCGAAGCCCCAAAGCGAGUUCUUCAGUAUCUGUUCUCACUUAUACGAGGGGAAGUUGAGCAGUUGGAUUCCAGAGCACUCCCCCUCUGCCUUCACCAGAUAGCAGAGUCCUAUUUCCAGGAGGAGGACUAUGAGAAAGCAAUGAAAUUCAUUCAGCUUGAACGACUGUAUCAUGAGAAAUUGCUCGCAAAUCUCUCUGCCAUUCAAGAAGAGUGGGAAACAAAAUGGAAAACUGUACAACCACAUACAGUUACAUCUCUAAGGAAUUCGGAAAAAGGAUUUAAUGGUGAAGAUUUUGAAUGGCUUGCUAAGUUUUGCACAACACACCAAGAUCCUCUUUUAUCCAAACAUAAGGUAGAAGCUGUAGAAAAGCCUCUGGGAAGGAAAUGCUUUACGCAGUUAAUAGUUUCUGAGGACCUGAGGGAAGGAGGAGCCACAGCCGAAGAGCCGGAGAGUGAAAGUUGUCUUGGCCCCGAGCGAAGGGGAGAAAGCCCCGGUCAAGAGAGAAGCCAGGAGAGCAGCCCGGGCUGUCUCCCGAUGGACAGGCAGGCCGCGCCCCCGAGCCUGCUGGUAACUGCGGGGGAGCGCCACACGGAGGAGCCGCUGUGCGGCGCGGCGGCCGCGCGGGAGUUGCACGCCCCGCCCUGGCCCUCGGCCGGGAGCCGCUCGGAGGACGCCUGUGAGGAUGACAGCCGCCCGCAGCGGCCUCAGACGGAGGCCUGCCGCGAUGUGGCCGCCGCAGCCCCCGCGGCGUUGCUCCCCAGCGAGUCCAUGCUAGAGCCCUUGAUCUCACCCGGCUCUGACCUCUUAGCUCCGGCGUCCGCCUCCGAGGGACAGUAUUCCCGGACUCAAAGAAAGGGACUCCGUUUGCCACUUAAGGAUGCUUCUGAGGCGUUGCCCACGGACCGCCUUGAGAACAGUGACUCCAGUGAGCUGCAGCAACCUGAGCUCACAGACAGCGAUGGAAAAUCACCACGCGGGCGGCCGGACCCACAGCGCUCUGACAGGGCACUUUGUGAGAGUAAUCAAGCGUCUGACUUAAGUGCGCUGCGGCCAGAGGCGUGUAUGGCCCCCGAGGAGAGGGGGGGUGAGGACGAGCACGUCAGUAAAGAGACGGAAGACUAUUUGAACAGCCUGUUAGAAGGAUGCUUAAAAGAUACUGAAGACUCCCUGUCACGUGAAGACAACCAGGAGGAAGACUCGGACCUUCUUCCAGAUCUUUCUCCUGAAGAAGCCUCCUACAGUCUGCAGGAGGAUCUGCCUUCCGACGAGAGCUGUCUUUCUCUUGAUGAUCUUGCAAAAAGGAUAGAGAUAGCAGAAGUUGUCCCUGCAGAAGGACUGGUCUCUAUAUUAAAGAAGAGGAAUGAGGGUGUAGGAGACAAUCCUGCCCAGAUGCAGCAGAAACCAUCAAAACGAAGAGUGAGGUUCCAGGAGAUCGAUGAUGACUUAGAUCAAGAUGAAGUUGGAGGUGGUUCCUGUAUUUUACUGGUCUUGCUGUGCAUAGCAACGGUUUUCCUGAGUGUUGGAGGAACCGCAUUGUACUGUACUUUUGGUGACAUGGAGUCGCCCGUUUGUACAGACUUUGCGGACAACGUGGAUUUCUAUUACACUAAGUUACUGCAGGGAAUGGCGGAACUGAAACACUGGGUCUACCUCUCCUAG
Odobenus rosmarus divergens (Pacific walrus) is the source of this 2148-nucleotide messenger RNA. It is a transcript of the gene CNST, whose product is annotated as consortin, connexin sorting protein. Gene Ontology annotation, molecular function: connexin binding. Lineage: Eukaryota; Metazoa; Chordata; Mammalia; Carnivora; Odobenidae. The record is from RefSeq and is a predicted model, not a curated record. Gene Ontology annotation, cellular component: plasma membrane; trans-Golgi network; transport vesicle. Bases 1 to 2148 code for a protein of 715 amino acids. Gene Ontology annotation, biological process: positive regulation of Golgi to plasma membrane protein transport. The transcript is spliced from 10 exons.